AUGGUAAGAAUGACAUCAUCACCAUCAACAACAAUCAAUUCAAGUGAUAUAUCACCACAACAAAUUGGUAAAGCAUUUGUUGUUCAAUAUUAUCGUCUUCUUCAUGAACAUCCAGAAUCUUUACAUCGAUUUUAUUCAUCAUCAUCAACAUUUAUGCAUGAUGAUCCAAGUAAAACUAUUACUGGAAUUGAAAAUAUAGCAAAACGUAUUGAAGAAUUAUCAUUAAAACAACGUCAUGUUAAAAUUCGUCAAGUUGAUUGUCAUUCAACUGUUGGUUCAUCAGUUGUUGUACAAGUUUGUGGAGAAAUAUCUUCAUCACCGGUAGCAGAUAAUCAAAUACCAACGAUGAAACGUUUUGUUCAAACAUUUGUUCUUGCACCAACAGUGAAUGCUAAACAAAAAUAUUAUGUACACAAUGAUAUAUUCAAAUAUCAAGAUGAUGCUACAUGGACUACAACAACAGAUAAUACUAAUACAAAAGCAUCACCAUCAUCAACAACAGAUAAUAAUGAAGGUAGUUUUUCUUAG
Molecule: messenger RNA, 528 nt
Organism: Rotaria sp. Silwood1
Lineage: Eukaryota; Metazoa; Rotifera; Eurotatoria; Philodinida; Philodinidae
Source: the annotation of a GenBank genome assembly